CACCCUUUCUAGUCAGGCAGGGGCAAGGGCGAUUCCAGAGAGGGUGCAGUACUAUACGUAUACCCCCUAUCUCUGCCCCCAACCAUACCACCAGAGCACUCACAGCCAGGGACUGAAGUCUUGAAGAAGGUGCAUCUGCGUGAGUAAGUGAGCAGCCUGCUCUCAUUUGCUGCUGUUUGCAUAGCUGAGCUACAGCCAUUUCCCUCCUAUGCAAGAGGAGCUCUGCCCUGCCACACAGGAUUGACCUCGAGGAACUUAAUUUUCACUGCCGUUCCAGACACUCUUCAGGAGACCUGCAUAGAAAGCUCAAACAGUUACUUCUGCAUUUCCAAGAGGAAGUUUUACUUUUUGAAAAAAGAAGAACUGCUAAGUCUGAGCUUGAUCCUACUCAAUGGCUUCAGCAUUCAAAGGGUCAACAUGUGAAAAGAAAGAAGUGGGAGCGUCAGAAAGUAGAGGGUAUAUAUUACUUCAAGAGGACCAGAUAGCCUCUCCACACAGCUUCAUUUCUGCAAGCCAUAAAGAAUACUCUGAUUUCACAAUGGGCUCCAUCAGUGCAGCAAAUGCUGACUUUUGUUUCGAUUUAUUCCGAGUACUGAAACCCAGCCAUACAAAUGCAAAUAUCCUCUACUCCCCACUGAACAUCUUGUCAGCAUUGGCCAUGGUCUACUUGGGUGCAAAAGGAAACACUGCAUCGCAGAUGGAAAAAGUACUUAAUUUUGAUGAAGUUACAGGACUCAAAAGCCAUUUAGUAAAAAAGUGUGGUGACCCUGAAGACAUCCAUUUCAAGUUUAAACAACUUCUUUCAGAAAUUAAUGUACCCAAUGCUAAUUAUACUCUCAGAAUUGCCAACAGACUGUAUGCCGACAAGACGCAUUCAAUCCUUCCGCAAUACUUGCAAUGUACAAAAAGAAUGUACCAAGCAUGCCUGGAAAGUGUUAACUUCAAAACUGCUGCAGAAGAAGCCAGAAUAAUAAUUAACUCUUGGGUGGAAAACAAGACAAAUGGUCUGAUCAAGGAUUUGUUUGGGCCGGGUUCUAUUGGUGCCUCCACUGCAAUGAUCUUGGUUAAUGCCAUUUACUUCAAAGGAAACUGGAGCAACAAAUUUGAGGAAAAACACACCAAAGAAAUGCCUUUUACAAUAAACCAGCAAGAAACUAAACCUGUGCAAAUGAUGCAUCAGAUUGGCUUCUUUAAAAUAGCCUCCAUAGAGUCAGAGAAGAUCCAGAUCCUGGAGCUUCCAUAUGCUAAUGGAGAAAUGAGCAUGAUCAUAUUGCUACCUAAUGACAUUUCUGACCUAGACCAGCUUGAAAAUACAAUCUACUCUGACAAAUUAACAUCCUGGAUGAGUUCCACUAACAUGGAAGAGAGAAAAGUGGAAGUGCAUCUCCCGCAAAUGAAAUUUGUAGAACAAUAUAGUCUCGCAUCUGUGUUAAGCUCUUUGGGCAUGACUGACCUCUUUACCCAGUUAGCUGAUCUCUCUGGUAUCUCUAAAGGUAGGAACCUAAAAGUGUCAGAGGUCAUCCAUAAGUCAUACGUGGAGGUUAAUGAAGAAGGUACUGAGGCAGCAGCCUCCACUGGAGUAACUGGUGAGGUAACAUCUUUGGUACCUCUUAUAGAGUUCAAGGCUAACCACCCUUUCCUCUUCUUUAUCUGCCACAAGAAAACCAAUCUCAUUCUCUUCUAUGGUAGAUUCUCCUCCCCUUAAAAAAGCAGGAAUUAUUUAAUACGAUCUGAUCACGGGACAUCAACAGAUUGCUCUUCAUAAUGAAAUUACUGCUAAUUAGAAAUAUGGCAUUUUUGUUCUAUUUUUCUUUGGAUCACAAUAAUUGUACUUUGCUCUGUUUUAUCAAUGGCAAUGACAGAACCUAGGUGUACCCGAUUUUGAUCUACAGUGAUUUUGAUCCCCUCAAUAAACUGCAGCAUUUGUCUUUA
Alligator mississippiensis (American alligator) is the source of this 1932-nucleotide messenger RNA. Its product is annotated as ovalbumin. The record is from RefSeq and is a predicted model, not a curated record. The transcript has 11 exons. The coding region runs from base 392 to 1705 and encodes 437 amino acids. Lineage: Eukaryota; Metazoa; Chordata; Crocodylia; Alligatoridae. Gene Ontology annotation, molecular function: serine-type endopeptidase inhibitor activity. Gene Ontology annotation, biological process: negative regulation of endopeptidase activity.